This is a messenger RNA of Zootoca vivipara (common lizard), 4678 nucleotides long. RefSeq names its product alkB homolog 8, tRNA methyltransferase (gene ALKBH8). NCBI's taxonomy places the organism in Eukaryota, Metazoa, Chordata, Lepidosauria, Squamata, Lacertidae. Gene Ontology annotation, cellular component: cytoplasm; nucleus. Gene Ontology annotation, molecular function: tRNA (5-carboxymethyluridine(34)-5-O)-methyltransferase activity; S-adenosylmethionine-dependent methyltransferase activity; tRNA binding. The record is from RefSeq and is a predicted model, not a curated record. Gene Ontology annotation, biological process: tRNA wobble uridine modification; tRNA methylation.
GGGAGUUUGCAAGGCAUGACGGCAGUUGUAGGCGAAGAGCUUCAUGGGAAUUGUAGUUGUACUGGUUCCUGCAGCAUGGCUGCCCUCCUGUAAGAUGGUAUCUUCUCCGUUGACCUUUUCAGCAUGGAAACAGACGGCAUCGGUCAACAGAGACUCAGUAAAGCAGAGAAGAAGCUGCGGCAAAAACAGAUGAAGGCCAGGCAUACCCUGCUAAAGCACGAGGGGAUUGAGUGCGUGUCGCACCCCACCAAGAGCCUGGUGGUUGCCAAUGGAGGUCUGGGCAAUGGUGUAAGCAGAUGCCAACUGCUCGGCGUGGUGCAGGAGUGUGGGCUGGUGAAAUCGCUCCUAAUGCCUCCCGGAAAACCAUAUUCGUUUGUGAAAUAUGGAAGGACAGAAGACUCCCAAAAAGCCUAUGACUCCCUCAACGGGAAGGAGAUAACGGUGGAGGACUCUGGCCAAACUGCCGUUCUCUAUUUCAACUUCGUGGAAAAAGUUCCUUGGGAGGACAUGACACCCACAGCCUUGCCUCCUGGCCUGAAGAUAAUUGAGGAGCUGGUUUUGCCUGAGGAAGAAAAUGAACUUUUAGAAAGCAUUGAUUGGGCAGAGGAUGAAGUUACCUCAACCGCUCAGAAGUCUCUGAAACACAGGAGAGUAAAACAUUUUGGAUACGAGUUUCGGUAUGAUAACAACAAUGUUGAUAGAGACAGACCGUUACCUGGAGGUCUCCCAGAUAUCUGCAACACACUUCUUGCGAAAUGGUUGAAGAUGGGGCACAUUAAGGAGAAACCUGAUCAACUGACUAUAAAUCAAUAUGAACCUGGACAGGGAAUCCCUCCUCACAUAGAUACGCAUUCUGCUUUUGAGGAUGAGAUCAUAGCCCUAAGCUUAGGAGCUGAGAUUGUUAUGGAUUUCAAACAUCCGGAUGGACAUGCCGCAGCAGUUAUGCUGCCUCAGCGUAGCUUGCUGGUAAUGUCUGGAGAAUCUAGAUACCUCUGGACCCAUGGCAUCACACCUAGGAAGUUUGACAUUGUUCAAGCAUCUGAAGGACAGAAAAUUGGAGCCGUCACUGCUGACAUUGGAGAUUUAACCUUGAAGAAGAGAGGGGAAAGGACAUCUUUCACUUUCAGAAAAGUGAGGAGAAGCCCUUGCAAUUGCUCUUAUCCUUCUGUGUGUGACAGUCAGCGUAAGGACACAGAGCCCUCCUUCCCGGACAGUGAGAGAGAAGCCUCGAAGCUAGAAGAAAAGUAUGUCCAUGAGGUGUAUGAAGGGAUUGCCACGCACUUCAGUAGCACAAGACACAGUCCAUGGCCGCGAGUCAUUGAAUUCCUGAGGACUUUGCCAUGUGGGGCUGUUGUGGCUGAUGUCGGCUGUGGCAACGGAAAGUAUUUAGGAGUCCGCAAAGACUUACAUAUGUUUGGCUGUGACCGUAGCUUGACUCUUGUGGACAUUUGUGGAGAGAAGGGAUUUCAAAUCUUUGUGUGCGAUGCGCUCAGAGUACCAGUACGAAGCGGCUCAUGUGAUGCCUGUAUCUCCAUUGCUGUCAUCCACCAUUUUUCAACAGUGGAGAGAAGGCUGGCCGCUCUCCGCGAAUUAGUCCGGCUGCUGAGGCCGGGUGGAAGAGCCCUCAUUUAUGUCUGGGCUAUGGAACAGGAAUACAAGAACCAGAAGUCUAAAUACUUGAAAGAAAAAAGAGCUAACGGUGGUGCGUCAGAAGAGCUUGGCAGUGACACAAUAGAGGAAACGGGCAGCAGUGACUGCCAAAGUUCAGUGCACCCCAACCAGGGCACCGGUCAUCUCAAGAGCAGAUGCUGCAAUCCAAACCAGGCCGUUCAUGCCAAACUGCCUGUUCAUACCAACAGAACAUCCUUUGGCUCCCAAGACUUGCUGGUCCCUUGGCACCUGAAAGAUGGCAUGAAGAAAAAAUCCAGGCAUGUCCAGUCUCAUCAACCGGUGGGAUGCUCUGCAGACUCGCACGAACUUAGUCCCAUAUUUCACCGUUAUUACCAUGUCUUCUCCAAAGGAGAACUGGAAGCCCUCUGCAAGAGGCUAGAUUGCAUAGAGGUGCAAGAGAGUUACUAUGACCAAGGGAACUGGUGUGUAGUUCUUGAAAAGCGAUAACUUACCAACAAUACCUUGCAGGCUGCCAGAGUGGAAAGGGAACAUAUUUGACAUAAAUACUUGGUUGCAAAAUGUUAUUUGGGCAGCAUCUGGCUUUAUGUUUAUAAAAUAAAUCUUAUUUUUAGAGUGUUGCUGGGAUUAUUUUACUUACCUGUUUAGGAACUUGUAUCUUGCUCUGGCUUUACCAACCAAGUAUAUUUCAUUUCUCUUGUUAAAUUUGGUAUUCUGCCUUUCUACAUUGAGGUACUCAAGACAGUUUAUACCCCUUAACAAGGACAGCCCCAGCGGCUGCAUGAACACACAGUUGAAUCAGGACUUGUCACUAAAUGCAGCAUCUGGAACCCGAGUCAACCAACCGAGAACAACAAGGUGCUGAAUACAGUAAAUGAGCCUAAAGUGAAGGAUUGUCUAGGACAGUAUAUAUAUAUAUAUAUAUAUAUAUAUAUAUAUAUAUAGUAAAAUGGUGGUUUUGGAACUGCAUAAAUAAAUGAAUGGGUGCUCAAGAAAUCAGAGGAGGUUGAGGAGAAUGGAUCAUGAAGUUACAUGGAAAGAACAAUUAAGAGCAUAAGAGCAAAUGUUUGUCCUGAAUGUAAAAGUUUAUUAUAUAAAGUUAAGUAGCGUUGGCAAGUAGAAAAAACAGACAGAAGAACCCAUUAAAAAGGCAAUAUAAGCAGAGACUCUUAAGCUUUAAACUAAUGCAGAAUCACAAAUAAGAGACCAUAAUGUUCAGCACAGUCAAUUGGCUCAUUUCCCCAGUUUCCUUGUGUACAAAUGUUCCCCAACUCUUUACAGUGAUUUAAUUUUCAUCUGGUUCCCAGCAAUGUUCGCAUUACCUUCCACAAUCUUUGUAAGCCUGGCAUUUUAUUUUUUUAGAUGGAAUGCAAUGGAUUGAGGGCUGGGUUAAAAGAGGCAGGGGUCUAAGGUUUCUGUAAGGCACCAAGCAGGUCUCAAACCAUGAUGUCCAGCCCCUGCUCUCCACAAGCCAACUCAUCAAUCUAAGCAUCUUGAGUGUAAAGAUGUUGCUGCUUCCUCUUCCUGACGGCUCACUCAGACUGUGAUGAAUGCCUGCCUGAGGCCUCACAUCUACUUCUGGUCCCUUUAGUGCUGUCAUCCUUCCUUGGAACUCAGCCUUUUGCAUGUCUCUGUCCUUGACUCUGACCCUUCAGUCUUGGUCUACCUGUUCUGCCACCUGACCUCCAGCUGAUCUACAAACACAUCUCUUAUCAUCGAUUCCUUUGCUCCUCACGUCUGCCUGACCUCUACCCCAACAACUGGCUUUCUAGUCUUCCUUUACAUGGAGCUAACUGGACUCCCAGCUGCAGCCCAUCUCAAAAGUAGGUCAACACCUAACAGCUUCUUAGACUACUUGACAAGGCUCAGCUGAGGUAUGUGUGAUGCUGUUGGGGUACCUCUUUGCCAUGAUUCUCACAGGCUCUUGCCAAUUAAAUGGACGAACAGAUCCUUUAUUGCUGACAUUAACACAGGAAUAAACUGCUGAGGUUUGUAAGUGUAGGUGUAAACACAUCUGUGUGCCAAAAUAAGAGAAACUUACGUCUUGGAGAUGUCCAGCGCUGGGCAGGAACUAUGUGAUAGCUUGAGCUACCUUGAGAAUACUCAGCUCGUCUCUUUGAUGCUGUUGCAUGUUGGGGGUGAAGGGAAUAUUUUUCUCUCUCUUAACCCUGAGAAUGUGUGGGUGGAUAGGAAUUCUCAUUGGCUUUAAGACUGCGUGUUUAUAGCCCUGAGGGUAAAUCAAUAACCAAUUACUUUCCUUUGCAUUUGCUUUCAUUAUUGCAAAUGCAUUUGCAAGGCCCAGCGAGACUGCCAGAAUGACAUAGCAGACAACUCAACCACAACACAAUGCAAAUGACAAUAUAAAGCACACUGGUCAAGCAAUCCUAUAGUCACACUGGAGAUACUUGGCUGCUACACCAGUGGAACGGCCUGCCUACCCAAUCUCCACUCUGUCUGGGAGGGGAGGGGGAAAACACACAACCAGAAAACCCUCAAACAGUGGGCGAAGACACGACUCCAACUUCCACAGAAACACUACCACAAUCCACCAAUCAGGUGCCAUGUUGGUGGUGACAAACACAUGCUGCCCCCCCCCAAGCAGCCAACAAACUUGUAUCAAUAGAUAACACAAUCCCAAUACAUAAUAUGGUGUGUCAUUUUAGGGGGUGAAACUUAAUUUUUUCAAAUUUCUUCAGCGAGCAGUCUUAAAAAUAUGUUUUGUGGAUGCUGUGGAAACUUAAACCAGAAGAUGUGAUUUCGCAGGUCGAAGGAUCAUAAUCUAUGUGGGUCUUUUUGGUUGCAAGUGCUGAAACAAUGGCUUUAUAGGCAGGAUGAAAGGGGAAGGGAGAAGGGGGGAACUGGCAGCACCAGCCAAGCAUUUCAGAAAUAUAUGUCUGCUGCUAGAAUUCCUAUAAUGCUUUCCCCCUAAUUAUCUACAGAUUAUGCUUGCAUGUUUUGUCUCUCUGAGAGAACAGAAAUAAAUUAGGGCCUUGCUGCUGACAUCACAUAGUUUGAAUUUCAAAUGCAGCCAUUUGAAUUUCAAAUGCAU